Musa acuminata subsp. malaccensis (wild Malaysian banana) is the source of this 694-nucleotide messenger RNA. RefSeq lists its product as uncharacterized. Gene Ontology annotation, cellular component: nucleus. The record is from RefSeq and is a predicted model, not a curated record. Gene Ontology annotation, molecular function: RNA binding. NCBI's taxonomy places the organism in Eukaryota, Viridiplantae, Streptophyta, Magnoliopsida, Zingiberales, Musaceae.
ACGUCGCUUCCUUGCGCUGCUCAUUUGGGGACGCGCGUUAGGGUUUGAGUUAGGGUUCUUUCGACUCGUCUCUCCGUCUGCGGGCACAGCGCGCGUAAAUGGAGGAGAUCACGGACGGCGUUAACAAUCUCAGCGUCACCGCCGAUUCCUACAAGAAGAACCGCAUCCAGGUCUCAAACACCAAGAAGCCCCUCUUCUUCUACGUCAAUCUUGCCAAGAGGUACAUGCAGCAACACAAUGAGGUGGAGCUUUCAGCUCUUGGAAUGGCCAUUGCAACUGUAGUCACCAUUGCAGAGAUUCUCAAAAAUAAUGGUCUUGCUGUUGAGAAGAAGAUUAUGACAUCUACUGUUGAUGUGAAUGAUGAAUCAAGGGGGCGGCCGUUGCAGAAAGCAAAGAUUGAGAUAUUGCUGGGUAAAACUGAAAAGUUCGACGAGUUGAUGGCUGCAGCGGCAGAGAAAGAGGCAGGAGACGGUGAGGAGCAGAGCUGAAAGAAUGAAUACUUGCUCUAGUUUUUGGGUGGGCAGGAGAGUCUUGUUAGUUAUUAGCUGGACUGUUCCUAUGAAUUAAAGAGCACUAUUUGUUUUCCCCUUCAUUUUCUGAUUCUAGAUGUUGUAGAUGCCGUUGGAGUGAAAUUUGUUUGGAUGUCAUUUUAACCGUUCUUUAUCAGCCUUAUGGCAUCAUAGUGUUCAUUGUC